Gamsiella multidivaricata is the source of this 1146-nucleotide messenger RNA. RefSeq lists its product as uncharacterized. The record is from RefSeq and is a predicted model, not a curated record. The transcript is spliced from 2 exons. The coding region runs from base 1 to 1146 and encodes 381 amino acids. NCBI's taxonomy places the organism in Eukaryota, Fungi, Mortierellomycota, Mortierellomycetes, Mortierellales, Mortierellaceae.
AUGGCAACCCAUACACAUUCCCCAACCACAGAACCAGACCCCGCUCGAAUCCAGAGCUCAGACUCGACUCCAGACCUUCCUCAUGCCACGUCUUCUCGCUUCAGUAGCUCGCCUAUCUCGACCGCGGACUCGUUUUCUGAAGAGACAAGCCUUCAGACGAUAUCCACAGAAUCCACACCCAAGUCCGAAACCGAUCCUGAGCACAGAGAAACCAUAGCCGCGACAAUCGCUGGAGAAGGCGGUCUUGAGCGGACGGACUGCGGGAGUGCGGAUUCGGAUCAGGGGUCCACGACUCAAACGGCGAGCGAGGAGGACGAGGACGAAGAGGAUGAGAAGGAGGAGGAACAGUUUGGUGGCGACGGUAUUCAAGGAGGGCGUCCUCUUUUGGUGGCCCAAUGGAUGGCGAGUUUGGGGACACCAACUGACAAGGACUAUGGAUUGCAUACACGGACCCCGACUCGCUCCCGAAGAGGUGGCAGGACGAUCGAUCAUUUCGCAAGACGAACGACGCGAUCUACCUCUAGUCGGCCAGAGCCCGAUGAUUUGCUCGCGUACCUGAGGAAAAAAUCCGAUAUCGACACGGGCGAGGAACCGGGUGAUACAGAAGGAUUGAUUUUCGAGUCUAACAAAGCCGAGUUCUUGAACGAGGACGGUGAUGAGGAGGAGGAUGGGGAUGAGAUACCGCUACCAAAGACGCCUAGCAAAUCCAGACCCCCUUUACGGGAUCUCCAGGCGACCAUGAUGAGAGAGUCACCGAGGACACCAGGAUCAUGGCUGGAUCGAUGGAAGUAUAAUAUUAUCAUGACCCAUACGACAAUGAAGCCGCCCACCAUCUUGACAGAGAAGGAGAUUGAUUCCGUGGAGGAUGAUGAUGAGGAGUCGACACCGUUUGAGGACUCUACAGAAGCGGGAUUGAUGACACCGACACGGAAGUGGACGAGGCAACCUCGCGAGCCAGAUCUGGCCCGGUUGCUGGCUACAGAUACGAAGGCCGAGACAGAUGAGACAUCAGAUGAUGAUGUCGAGAAGGUGAACGAGUCCCUUGGACGGAGGAUGAAGCGAUCCAUUGCCGAAGACGAGGAUUCCGAGCAAUCGUCGACGCUAUCGUGUUCCGUUGGAUGUUCCGCCCCUGCCCAUGCUGUCUAA